ACUGACUUGAUUUGUGUGGGUUUUUUUAAGGUAUCGGGUGUACCUCUCAAGGUCAAAGUACGAAACCAGAUCAACAUGGCGCUGGGUACCAUCGACCAUAUGGCCCACGUGAAGCAGUUCAGCAACAUGGUUCUCCCGCUGCUGUGGACUGAGAUCGGCAUGGAGGAGCUGCCGCCGGGGAUGCGGACGCGGUUCGUCAUCUACAUGGUGAUCCUGCCGGUGGUGACGCAGGUGCUGCAGUGGGUGAGCCUGGUGGGCGGGGCGGCGCUCGUGUGCGCGUCGCUGCUCGCCGCCUUCUGCAACCCGUGCGCGCCCGUCGAGGACGUGGAGACGCGGCGCAACUCGCGCGCCUGGCUGCAGCAGGACACCGACGUCAACAACAAGUCGGUGCGCAAGCAGCUGCCCGAGCUGCUCAUCGUGGAGGCGGAGCGGCAGGCGGCGCACGCGCUCAAGCACGGCAUGGCGCGCGAGCGCGAGAUGCAGGUGUACCGCUCGCUGCUCGCGCCCGACGACGCCAACGAGGUGUCCGGCUCGUCCACCGCCUCGUCGCGGAGGACGUCGUUCGAGCAGGCGUACUGCUAGGCCUCGCCCGUGCCCGCCUCGGCGCCGAGGCUUUGGCUGACAGUAUUAUGGACUCGAUGAGCACACCCCGCUGGCGGGGGCGGUGCCGGCCCGGUGGUCCCCCCGACUGACCGAAAGCCCCCGGGACCCCCUGUGUGAACGCCAAAGGUCGCGGUGGGGAGGGCUUCGCUUCCCUUCCUGCCGGGAGCCUCGCUGGGCCUCGCGCGCGCUGGACCGGGAGCGGGACUCCUGGGACGCACAGCCCGCCAGAGUCGACUGUGUGUUGGGAUGCAUGAGCUAAAUGGCCAUCUUGCUCCAACUUGUUGCUCAAUUGUGAAGUUUUUGUUGUUAUCUCUGUCUCCUUUUUCGAUUGGAGGGAAAGUCUGUGAUGUGCUACUCUUGCCUGGGUAAAGUAGUUGUAUGGGUAACAUGACAUUUUAGGAUGUGAUUUUUUUUAUUGUACCUUGACUACUUCUUAUUUAUUGAUAAUGUUUAUGUGUUAAGGAUGAGAUUUUCUACAAAUCCCUGUGUAAAUAGUUUCUGUUGAUGUACAACAUUCUACUUAUUUACACAGCUCUCGCAUUACCAUCCUGCUAAAAACAUGAUUUUAAAUGUGAAAUUAUGAGAUACCAAAGCUGAAUUGUUUAGCAGCGGUAAGACGAGGGUUCAGGAUUCAACAGUUAAAACAGGGUAUCAUAUGUGUAACUAAUGUGCAUUUCUAGGGUAGUUUUAGUGUGCUUCAGACUAUUUGUUGAACACUGCAGAAGUUUGUUUAAGAUUGAUAUGUCCCUUUGGCCAUGUUAUUCUAGCAGUGAAUCAGUGAAUCUCAUUAAAUUUGAGCUGACAGAGCACUCACAUUGUAAAUACUGCUCAUCAUCUCAAUUUUUCCUAACACCGAAAGCUUGUUUUUUGAGACAUAGUGCAAAUUGUAAUGUGUGGGCCUAAUACUGCUUUUUCAAAAAUUGGAGCCUUAUUUGAAUCUAGUCUGAAGCAACGCCAUAUUUAGGAAUUUUUAAGCCAAUUUAAUUAAAUUGGUAAGGCUGUUUGUUAAUUUUGGUUUUACAAAUGCUUUCAAAGUUUGUUUGUUUUUCUGUUAAAUACAUUAAAACAGAUUUUCAUAUGACAACGUCACUUGAGGUCGAUCCAUGAGCACAUCGCCAUUAUUGCGUAUCUCUGGGCUGUCCCUAUGAUACCUGAGGUUCUCGGCUUCCCAAAUCUAUUAGUGAAGAACUACUAAGCAAUUUAAAGAUAGGUAUCUACAGUAACUCUGCUUAUGUGUUUCUUACUAACAAUAUUUUUGAAGGUGUACCAAUUGUGUAGUGAUUCUUUUGAUCUGUAGGGGAGUCGAGCUUUAGUUAAUCCGUAGUUUAUAGGAUCGUUUUCUCAUUGUAUAAAUCGUUUGUCCCUCUCUUUUUUCUUGUGUUUACACACUCUCUCUCUCUCUCCCUCCCAGUGUUUAUAAACAUACAAUUUUGUAAAUCACGAAUUUUGAAAGUUUGUUUAUUUAGAAAUUAGUGUUAUAUGUGAGCGUACUGGUAGCUCAUGAAUGGUUUUUCAAAUAAACGUAUGAUAACAAUUUUUAAAAUGAAAAGAAUGUGACGCAAUAAAUAUGGGAAAAGAUAAA
Molecule: messenger RNA, 2185 nt
Organism: Frankliniella occidentalis (western flower thrips)
Lineage: Eukaryota; Metazoa; Arthropoda; Insecta; Thysanoptera; Thripidae
Exons: 2
Coding region: 76-582 (168 amino acids)
Cellular component (GO): membrane
Source: RefSeq, a predicted model, not a curated record